This is a messenger RNA of Parascedosporium putredinis, 1866 nucleotides long. The record is from the annotation of a GenBank genome assembly. NCBI's taxonomy places the organism in Eukaryota, Fungi, Ascomycota, Sordariomycetes, Microascales, Microascaceae.
AUGUCGGACGAGAUUGCGACUAGCACUCCCUACGGCCAACAGACUUCACAACCCAUGGGCUUUGGUAGGUUUCCCAUACCUUCACCCUAUGGCGGAACGCCUGUUUCGCAAGCGACUCCGACCCAGACAAUGGUGACGAAUAGGAGAAGGGAUGGACAUGAUCGAAAACGUGCGAAGGUGGAUGAUGCUGCCGCCCUCGAAUCAGUCGACUACUGGAUCCAUCUCGACGAUGAUGACUUUGACAACAAGCUAGGGGAAGCUUUGAAAUUGACUUUUCAAAGAGGAGAAACGACACACAAAGCUUCGCAAGGUAGGCCUGUUGCUGCUUUCAACACCAUGGCGUCCACCCCUGGUCUUGGAACCGGGCUCUACACAAGCUCUAACAAUUCUCUCUUCAAAAACGAUGGUGUGGAUGAUAGCGCGCUCGACAACGCCCUCUCCGACGAUGAGGACGGGCUAGAUUCUCUCAACUUGGCGGAGCAGCUGUCUAAGAUUGAUACCACCGCACCAACCGAAGUGCCACCUAGGGAGGGCCUCUAUUCGACCCCUCUAAGUUGGGAGAAGCCCCAGCCCGGCCUCCGAUCGGACCCUCUUCUUGGAUCUUUUAGCCCGUCGAACCCCCUCCUCAGCGAUAUGGAGCAAAAGAAACUUCUCGCCAUUGCCCUGAACACGACACGUCCGCCGCUCGCGAAUUUUGGAAAUGCUUUUGGGAAUGGACUAGGCUUUGGUUACGGAUUUGACACUCUUGGCGGUGGCUUUCCAACUCUCGGCGCAAAUGCGCUGCUCGAGACUCUGGGCACAAACAACCUAAGCGAAAUGCCGAAGCCCAUGCAACGACCAAAACCCCAACCACAGCUUCAGGCACAGGCACAGGCACAGGCACAGGCACAGCGCCAGCAACAACCCCAAACCCUAGCUACCCCGUCUGCCCAAAGCCAGCAGCCUCAGAUCCCGCCACAGGAUCCGUCAUUGACCCAGUUGAGCCAACCUCAGCCAGUCCCGCAAAGAACGCAGAGCCAGCAGCCUGCGCAAACGCCAGCGCCGCCCCAACGGCCGCAGCCUCCGUCCCGGCAAUCCUCCCAAGCCAAUUCGAUAUCAUUAUCCCAAAGUCAAACGCCGGUCCCUCAAGGCGAAAUGCAGCCUCCAUCGCAACCACAAUCACAAUCUGAAUCGGCUGCUGGUGAUCUUGGUUCGGAUACUACCAAGGUUGAGCUGUCCGCGAUGGAGAAGGGAAAGGACAAGAUGAAAUCUGGGGAUCGGGCCGCCCACAAUGAUAUUGAGAGAAAAUACCGAACGAAUCUCAAAGACAAGAUUUCCGAGCUCCGCGACGCUGUCCCAGCGCUGAAGUCGAUACGAGAAGAAGGCGUCGAGGAGCCCGAAGAAGACACUGCUCAGCAGCGGCCGCCUAAGGUCAGCAAGGGUACCGUUUUAACGAAAGCGACGGAAUACAUACACUUUUGGAACGGCGAAACAAGGCUAUCCUUCGAGAGCACCAGGAACUAUCAAGAAGGCUUCAAGCCUUUGAACAUCUUCUCAAUGCUACCGCAAGGCAGCCAUUCCCGAUGCCUAAUUACAGCAGGGCCCUUUUUGACCCGCGAGGAUUUUGUUGACCUGCCCAUGCCCUACUCCUUUUCUCCGUCGUAUAUAAUGACCCAUUUGACUUUCUACACGGACUGUAAGCUGGCUGGCGGUUACGUCUUCGUCCAGGAACUAUACACGUAUCCCCUACCAUUUAAAAUGUUGGACAUCUGCGCCAUGUCUUGGAGACGGAGACCUCUAGAGAUUAUUGCGAUGCUGGAGGGAAAGGGAAAGGGCUUCGACUUCGCUUGCCUUUACGUAUUCCUCCCCCUCUUGGCUGGGGAUUAG